AUGGCAAUCAACGGCAAAAUAGAACCCAAGGCAGGACAGGCGAUANGCCCCUCGUCCGCCACCUCAAACAAGCCAGUUGUCUGUGUCUUCUGCGGUGCCUCUGGAGGUAACUCGCCCGCUCACCUCGCUGCCGCCCGCGAAUUGGCCAACGCUCUCCACCAAAACAACAUGAAGCUGGUAUACGGCGGUGGCACCGUGGGCAUCAUGGGCGAGGUCGCAAAGACACUGGUCUCCUUGGCUGGUCCGGAUGCUGUCCACGGCAUUAUCCCUGAAGCCCUUGUGAAGUAUGAACGCGACUACAAGGAAGGCGCUCCUCUGGACUCUGUCAUCGACGAAUCCACCUUCGGCCGUACCACCGUAGUCGCAGACAUGCACACGCGGAAGCAAGCCAUGGCCCGCGAGGUCAUCGACGGCGGUGAGGGCGGCGGCUUUGUCGCCUUGUCGGGUGGCUACGGGACCAUGGAAGAGCUUAUGGAGGUCACAACUUGGAACCAGCUGGGCAUCCACGCGCGUGGUGUUGUCAUCUUCAACGUCGAAGGCUACUACGACGGCCUGCUGCAGUGGGUACGCACCGCCGUCAAGAGCGGCUUCAUCGCCAACAACAACUCCAACAUCAUGAUCGAAGCCAAGACUGGCGAGCAAUGUGUGCAAGAAUUGAAGAAUUACCAGAAUACAGAGGGUAGAAUGAAGCUGAACUGGGACCAGAAAUGA
Molecule: messenger RNA, 711 nt
Organism: Aureobasidium vineae
Lineage: Eukaryota; Fungi; Ascomycota; Dothideomycetes; Dothideales; Saccotheciaceae
Source: the annotation of a GenBank genome assembly